AUGUCUUCUUGCUGCUCGUCUCACAUUCAAACACCUGGGUUGUGCUCUUGUGGAUUCAGUCCAGUUCUCAGGACGUCAUGGACUGAUGCAAAUCCAGGAAGGAGGUUCUGGGGAUGUAGCCAAUACGUGAGGAAUCGAAGCCGAGAUUGUAACUUCCACAUGUGGCAUGACCCAGCUGUUGGGGAUAGAGCGAAGAACAUCAUACCAGGCUUGCUCCGAAGGAUUCAACGACUGGAGGACGAAAUAAUGCGAAGGAGAAACAAGGAGAAGAUGUUGUUCAUCUGGUUGAUUAGCGCACUUGUUAUUAUCUGUUUUCUUGUAAUUGUUUGUGUUGUCAUUGUACUUUGA
Molecule: messenger RNA, 348 nt
Organism: Daucus carota subsp. sativus
Lineage: Eukaryota; Viridiplantae; Streptophyta; Magnoliopsida; Apiales; Apiaceae
Exons: 2
Coding region: 1-348 (115 amino acids)
Molecular function (GO): zinc ion binding
Source: RefSeq, a predicted model, not a curated record